AUGUUCUGGGGAAAAGACAAAAGCGACGGCGACAAGGAGGAUGCCCCUCGUAUCCGUGAAGAGGCUCGUCCGGAAUCUCCAAAAAGCCAGAUACCACGCCAGAAGCUUUCUCGCAACCUACAAAAACUCGUCGACCGGGAAGAUGACUACUAUGACGAACUAUACUCCCCAUAUUCAAUCGAUUCCACAAACACAAAAUACAGAUAUGCAGCCUACGUCAAUCGAAUAAGGACCAUCUUGCUAUCCGCCCACCGCUACGUCGCUUAUACUUCAGACAUCGGCGAAUCGUUUCGUCCUGUCGCUCAUCCGCACCUUGUCCGAAGCGCUUAUGCUAUUUCAUGGACAUAUAUUCUCGGCGACGUGGGUCAUGAAGGAUACAAAGCUUACUUGCGCAAUCGGCGAGCCGUAAUUCCGCCCGGAGAGGCAUAUAAGGAUGCGACAGACCUGAAUGCGAAUGAUGUCAUGUUGGGUAUGGCUACUGGAAAUAUCGCCGGUCCUUUAUCAUCGACGUCGGGUUCGCGCAAUGAAUCGGAGGGUGGUGAGAAGUCAGACCCUCUGGUUCCAUGGGCUACGACUCACAUCCCAUUGAUCGACGAUUAUCGAAUGGUCAUGGUGAAGCGUGCUGUGUUUCAAAGUAUUGCAAGUAUGGGAUUACCUGCAUUUACCAUCCACUCCGUGGUGCGAUACUCGGGCCGUGCUCUCAAGAAUUCGAACAACACACUUAUUCGCACCUGGGGUCCAAUUGGCCUGGGUCUGAGUGUUGUCCCCAUGUUGCCAUACCUCUUCGACGAGCCAGUUGAACAUGCCGUCGAGUGGUCAUUUGCGACUAUAUGCCGUGCCAUCGAAGGUCCACAAGCUGUUACGCCGUCUCCUCCCUCCCGAGAGCUACCAACGGAUCAGACAACGCCGCUGAGCAAAGUCCUUGCACUGCAAGAACAAAAGAAACGCCGCGAGGCAGGUGGUAGCGACCCUUCCUGGGAGGACUUCAAAGCAGAUAUUCAGCGUGAAAGAGCAGAACGAAAGUCGACUGGUGGAGUAAGCGGCUGGUUUGGUUUUGGCAAGAAAGAGAAGGAUGAGUAA
This is a messenger RNA of Talaromyces marneffei, 1080 nucleotides long. RefSeq lists its product as uncharacterized. Bases 1 to 1080 code for a protein of 359 amino acids. The transcript is spliced from 3 exons. Gene Ontology annotation, cellular component: mitochondrion. Gene Ontology annotation, biological process: mitochondrial fission. The record is from RefSeq and is a predicted model, not a curated record. Lineage: Eukaryota; Fungi; Ascomycota; Eurotiomycetes; Eurotiales; Trichocomaceae.